UUUAUAAAUAAGCAUAAGAUAUGGUCCUGUAACACUAUCUUGUACAUAGAAAGGGCGUAUCGUACUCCAUCUAGCAUCGGCUGAUUGGCCGACAUCGCUACUGUAUAUCGCCGUUGUCGGAGUGUUGAUGUCUGAUUGGGCUAUACACGACCAAAGCGAUGCACGAUGUGACCAAAACAACAAUUCGAAAAGGGGGUACUGAUCUAGGUCCAGUAUAAAUAGUUAGUCAUCGGGUAGUUCAGAAAUAAUUAUUUGGAGAUUUCCUGUCCAUUCUAUCAAAACAUGUAUUCGCAAUAAAACAACAAAUACUACUUACUCACUUUGCAAGAAAAAAAAGAAGAGAAAAAAAAGACAAACAUGGCGACCACAAAGAAGAGCGCGUUCCUGCACCGAUCCCUCAAGGAACUCCCAGCGCAGGUCGUUGCGGCAAAGGACAAGAGCCUGAUCUUCUCCGAUGGAACGUCGGUACUGGACUCGACGUGCGGCGCCGCCGUUUCGUGCAUCGGAUACGGCAACGAGCGCGUCAAGGAGGCCAUGAUACGACAGAUGGACAAGUUUGCCUAUUGCAACUCCUUCUUUGGCCACGAGGUCGGCGAGCAGCUGGCGCAGGAGCUGAUGGACGGUACAGGAGGUGCCAUGUCCAAGGCGUACAUUGUGAACUCUGGCUCCGAAGCAAUGGAAGGAACCAUGAAGAUGGCGCGGCAGUACUUUUUAGAGCUGCAGCCACCCCAACCCAAACGCAUCAACUUCAUCGCUCGCGAGGGUUCCUACCACGGCACGACGUUGGGGGCCCUCUCCAUGAGCGGCCACGUGGGCCGGCGCAGCAAGUUCCUCGACCUGCUGCUGCCCAACGUCCACAGGGUCUCGAGGUGCGACGCCUACCGCGGCAUGAAGGAAGGCCAGUCGGUCGCCGAGUACGUGGAGCAGCUCGCCGACGAGCUGGACAAGAAGUUUCAAGAGGUCGGACCGGAGACGGUUUGUGGCUUUGUGGCAGAGCCGGUUGUCGGGGCGACUCUUGGUUGCGUGCCCGCCGUGCCUGGAUACUUUCAGGCCAUGAGGAAAGUGUGCGAUAAGUAUGGCGCCUUGCUUAUUUUGGACGAGGUCAUGUCUGGAAUGGGACGAAGCGGAACGCUGCACGCCUGGCAGCAAGAGGGCGUCGUCCCAGACAUCCAAACCAUCGGAAAAGGUCUCGGAGCCGGCUACGCACCGGUCGCAGCCUUUUUGAUCAACCACCGGGUGGCAGACACACUAGAAAGCGGAACAGGGGAGUUCAUGCACGGUCAUACAUAUCAGGGUCAUGCCUUGUCAUGCGCAGCCGCUCUUGAGGUGCAGCGCAUCGUCAGGGAGGAAAACCUGAUUGACAAUGUCAGAGAGAGGGGAGUGCAGCUAGAGGCGCUCCUUCAGCAGCAUCUUGGCCAUCAUCCGAAUGUUGGAAACAUCAGGGGGAAAGGUCUUUUCUGGGGCAUUGAGUUUGUGGCGGACAAAGCUUCCAAGGAGCCAUUCCCUCGCUCUGUCGACUUGGCCAACAAAGUCAACCGCGUAGGUGUCAAAGAGUUUGGCGUUAGCCUCUACCCAGGGACUGGCACAAAAGAUGGAGUGCUGGGUGACCAUGUCAUACUUGCGCCGGCUUACAACUGCACCGCCGAGGAGAUUGAGGAGAUUGUACUCAAGACAAAGGAGACGGUGGUGCGAGUCUGUGAGCAGAUCAAGGCGAGCUCUUGAAGGGGGUUGCAGAUGGUGAUUACUUCACAAACAUUUGAGGUAUAUUAUAUGACUUAAUCUCUUCAAUCAAACUUUCAAAACUGAAAAUGAUGUGAGUCAACAGCUCCCGAGACAGUUAUAAACGCUUAGGCUGGCCGCACAUUGAGAGCGCAGAGGAGACUGUGGCAUAAUCGAGAGAAAAAGAAUCGCUCUAAAUCCAAUUGUAUUUAUAGAUUACGUUCCGUAAAACCUUGCCUGGUUUUUUUCUUUUAUAUCAUUCGUAUAGAUCCGGCUGUCUCAUAAAGAAGCCACCCAUCCAUCG
This is a messenger RNA of Pyricularia grisea, 2023 nucleotides long. RefSeq lists its product as uncharacterized. The record is from RefSeq and is a predicted model, not a curated record. The transcript is spliced from 6 exons. Gene Ontology annotation, molecular function: pyridoxal phosphate binding; transaminase activity. Gene Ontology annotation, cellular component: cytosol. Bases 358 to 1722 code for a protein of 454 amino acids. NCBI's taxonomy places the organism in Eukaryota, Fungi, Ascomycota, Sordariomycetes, Magnaporthales, Pyriculariaceae.